Messenger RNA from Prorocentrum cordatum, 2232 nucleotides. The record is from the annotation of a GenBank genome assembly. NCBI's taxonomy places the organism in Eukaryota, Dinophyceae, Prorocentrales, Prorocentraceae.
AUGUACGAGAGGUACAAGGACGAGAUCCUCUUCGUCGGCAUCUCCAGCUUCGAGGAUUUCCCGCUGCCGCCCCCGAACCCGUACUCGGGCAAGUUCCCGAAGGACAAAUACGUAGGGCCGCGGGCCCUCCGCGCCGGCCGCGGGCAGAGGCGGAUGGCCCUCGGCUCGCGCCCGCCGGUCGCGAUGCGGCCCGCGCCCCCGCGGACGGACUGGUUUAGGGAGCUGCUCGGCUUCCGGGAGGUCGACGAGGCCACAGUGAAGGCGAACCUGCGCCUGGAGGGGAGCACGCUGCACUCCAAGGCCAACGGCAAGAGCUUCGAGGUGGGCGUCUUCUCGACGCCUUCGCUCGAGGAGCUGCGGGAGCAGGGGCGCCGGGCGCUGGCGGAGGCGGGCGCCGCCGCCCUCGCGGCCGCCAGCCUGGCCGGCGCGCCCGCCGUGCGGCACGCCUUCGGGGACGCGGCGGAGCUGCACGCGCAGGGGGAGAACCGCCGCGCCCUGUUUCAGGUCGCCUCGCAGUUCAACUGCCUGGAGUUCGUCGGGCCGAGCUGCACGCCGGAGAUGGGCGUCACGGGCUACGCGAGCGACCGGACCCAGGGCCCUUGCUGCGCGAUAGCAUGCGGCGCUGGCACCGUCUACAGGAACUACCUGGCGCCCGUUCGCGACCCGUCGGGCGGGCCGCCGCGCGAGGGACAGCGGGCGGACAGCCAGAUCGAGUGCCUCCGCGACCUGACGGGCGAGCUGGCCGGCGGCGAGGCUGCGCCGCCCGCGGGCUAUUUUAGGGUGAGGGGCGGUUACACUUUGGCCGAGGACCGCGGCCUCAGGAGCCUCAACGACAAGUUGGGGAAGCUCAGCGAGGUCGAGCUCGACCGCCUGCGUUCGAAGCUGCGCGUCGGCGUGCAGCAAGACCUGCAGGUAACCAGCACCUCCUGGGGCUCGCGGCAGCUGCGCGACCCCGAGCAGCUAGUGACGCAGGCCUUCUGCUCGGCAUGCUCGGUGGCAUACUCCAGGAAUGGCACGGCCCUCUGGGAGCCAUUCGCAAGGCUCGUUCUGGAGGCGUCUUAUGAGGCCACUCUGUGGGCAGCGGUGGCAUCCGCGCUCGCCCACAACGGCCUCCUGGGCUCCCGGCGCGUCUUCUUGACCGCAGUGGGCGGUGGAGUCUUUGGCAAUAGCAUGGAGUGGGUCGCUGCUGCCAUCGACCGGGCAGUGGAGAAAGUGUGCUUGAGCAACAGGAUAGCCCUGGACAUCUUCCUCGUGUCCUACGCCUCCCCGGCGGACCGCUGGUUCGAGGCCCUCGUGCGCCGCCACGGCGCCGACCGCGCCAGCGCCGUGGCCUCGGCCCACCCGCCCGUACCCCACGGCGGAAGGGCCCCGGCCGACCGCCGCGGCCCCGAGGCGGCAGCGGCGGUGGCACCGGCAGCCAGGCCGGGCGCUGCAGAAGCCCGCGGGGAGGGUGCGCGGGGCCGCCCCCACAGCGACGGGGACGCGGCCGACCGCCGCGGCCACGAGGCGGCGGCGGCGGCGGCCUCGGCGGCGAGGCCGGGCGCCGCGGAGGAGGGCGCGCGAGUCCGAUGCGGGGUGAGGCGGGAGGACAUCGCGCGGCUUUUCGCCCCCCGCGGCGCCCGCGCCGCUGGCGACGGCGGCGGCGCCGGCGCCAGCUCGCGGGAGGCCCUGGAGCGGCUCGGUAAGCGGCCGUCGGGCGACGACGUCGAGGUCGUGGCCGUGUCGAAGCGCCCGCGCGCACUCGACGACCGGCAGGAGGGCGUGUCCGCGGCCGAGGUCGCGCCGCGCACGACGGCUCCAGCGGCGGCGGCUUCGGCACCGGCGGCGGGCUCGGCUCUGGGCCCCACCAGUCGGCGGGUGGUCUGGCUGUCCGUGAACCCGACUGGAGGCAUCGACCUGUACCCGGGCAACGUGGCCUUGAAGCUGGAGGCGGCCGUCGAGAAGGCGACCCUGGACGCCAAGACCAUCAAGGUGUCGCUCUCUGGUCUCGGGGCCUUCCCCGACGGCGCCAUCAUCGAGGUCGGCGCCUCAGGGAGGCCGCUGGUGCAGCUGACCAGGGGCGGCGCGCGGGACGUGCGCCGCCUGGAGCUGGCCACGGACAGCCAGGACGCCAGGGUGCUGGUGGCGAAGAGCGCCGGGGCCGCCGGGGCGUGGAAGAUCUCGGACGAGGCGGUCCCCGGCGUCACCGAGGAGCGCCGCGUCGUGCUGCCCCCCGUCUGGCGCGUCUUCUAG